GCUACAUGGAAUGAUAUAGAUAAAGUUAAUGCCGUAGGAAGAAAGGAAAGGGGACUAGCAGUAGUCAAACAGGCUCUAUACAUUUUAGAGUGCAGAGAGAAAAAGAGAGAGCAAAGACCAAACAUAAGUCCAAAAAGACACCAACACAAAAUAAAGGAAAGCUCUAUUGGUGGUAAAGGAUAAAAGGGAUCAUUAACAUACCCUUGUGGCAGAAGUAUAAACUUACCAAGUGAAAGAGAUUUGAUAGAGGGAGAGAACAAAAGGAAACAUAGAAAGAAACUGAUUGAUCGAUAGAAUUACAAGACCGAACUAGAAGAGAACACAGUCAGUCAUUCUGCAUCAAAGGGAUUAAGCUUUGGAGUUUGGAUUCACAUCAGAGGGAGAUGAAAAAGGAAUUAGAUGAUCAAGGACAGUGUUCCUCUCAACCAAUCAACAACAAUAACAACAACAAUAUUCAAAGCUACCAAGAACACCUUCUCCUUCAACAACAGAUGCAUCAGCAUCAGCAUCAGCAGCAGCAGCAAAAUAGUGACAACAUCUUCGGGGGUUCAAGAGGGUUAAUGUUCCCUGAAGUUACUCCAAUCAUGCAACCAUGGUCCAUGCCUCCGGUUCACUCAUUCAACCCGGGUCCGGUUCACUACAACCAUAUUAACACCAACCCUGUCAGAGACCAUCAUGACCAAACGUUUAUAGUCCCUCCCACACCUUCACCCUAUGCGAGCUUCUUCAGCAGAAGGGUCCCUUCUCUACAAUUUGCAUACGAGAGUCCUUCUUCUGAUCUCCACCAUCUAAGGAUCAUAUCUGACACCCUCGGACCUAUGGUUCAACCCGGUUCAGCACCCUUUGGACUCCAAGCCGAGUUGGGAAAAAUGACUGCUCAAGAAAUCAUGGAGGCUAAGGCUCUUGCUGCAUCAAAGAGUCACAGUGAAGCAGAAAGAAGACGUAGAGAGAGAAUCAACAACCAUCUUGCCAAGCUUCGGAGUUUAUUGCCCAACACUACAAAAACAGAUAAAGCUUCGCUGCUAGCAGAAGUGAUUCAGCACGUGAAGGAGCUGAAGCGGCAAACCUCUCUGAUAGCAGAAAGCAGUGCAGUGCCAACCGAGGCAGACGAGUUGACAGUAGAUGCAGCAGACGAAGAUGGAAAGUUUGUGAUCAAAGCCUCACUGUGCUGUGAAGAUAGAUCAGAUCUCUUACCCGACCUCGUAAAAACGUUGAAGGCCUUGAAGCUGAGAACCCUCAAGGCUGAGAUCACAUCGCUUGGUGGGCGUGUGAAGAACGUGUUGGUCAUUGCUGGUGACGAAGAAAGUUCAAACACCAAUGGAGAACAAAGCAUUCAGCAGCAACAACAACAAUACUGUAUUACCUCAAUACAAGAAGCACUGAAGGCAGUGAUGGAGAAGAGUGGUGGUGGAGAUGAAUCAGCUUCUGGGAUUGUUAAGCGCCAAAGGACUAAUAAUACCAAUUUUCUUGAACAAAGAUCUUUGUAAUUGUUCCGAGAGAGACAAAAGGGGUGGAGUUGGUUAAGGAAAGGAGCAGAGAGGAUCUUUUUCGUGGGAACAGAAACCUUAUAUUGAAUCCUAACAUGGAAAAUGAUGCAUUGAUUGCUCUGUAAGAAGAAAAUGAAAAUGGCAUCUGCAUUAAAUUCAAACAUACACACACUAUGUCUGGUGCAGCAACUGGUAGGAGCUGUCAUUGUUUUGUUAUGAAGUAUAUGUUUAGUAUGUUUGUUUGUUUUAUUGUCUUCACUCUCUGUAUUCAGAAAGAGGAGAGAGCGUAGCCUUGCAUCUCAUCAUGACUUUCAAG
This is a messenger RNA of Vigna angularis (adzuki bean), 1803 nucleotides long. Its product is annotated as transcription factor bHLH30. Gene Ontology annotation, molecular function: DNA-binding transcription factor activity; protein dimerization activity. Bases 384 to 1487 code for a protein of 367 amino acids. The record is from RefSeq and is a predicted model, not a curated record. Gene Ontology annotation, biological process: regulation of DNA-templated transcription. The transcript is spliced from 4 exons. Lineage: Eukaryota; Viridiplantae; Streptophyta; Magnoliopsida; Fabales; Fabaceae.